UCCGAAUCAGUUCCGUCAGUGGCGUACGAGGCGUUGCAUCGAUCAGUUGGGUUCGGUUGUUUGUCCCCAACCGCGUUGGUUCCCUUCGGCGGGUGUUUUUUUUCCUUCUUGCGGCGCGUACCUUAAUUAAUCUUGUCAUUUCCAACGGAAUCACCGUCCGGGACGGGAGGUGGUACAGCAGUAUCUGUGAUAGCGCGGCGUGUGUGAACGACCGAUGUGUGGAUAGCAGUUAGCAGGAAAGGGCACGUGGCCGGUUCACUUCUUUCCUUUCCCGCCGGUGCUUGCCGGCAAUCCGACGUCGACGGCGGGCAGAAGCUAUGCAAUCAAGUUAGUGCAAACAAUAUCCGCCAAGUGAUCGAUGAGUGAUCAGUGUGAAGGUGUAGAUCGAAGAAUAGUGUUUUAUUUUUAAUUGUAGUCUAACUCGCUCCGAAGCUCGCACAAAGUGAAAUGCUCGUACCACCGGAGAUGAUUGCCGUGCAAUCGAAACUCAUCUACCAGAUGAACAAAUACUGUGCCGACCGGGUUCAAGUGCGGAAGGCUCAAAUACACAAAACCAUUCAGGAAGUUUGUCGAGUUGUUCAGGACGUCCUGAAGGAAGUCGAAGUGCAGGAACCGCGAUUUAUCUCCUCCCUAAAUGAUUACAACGGCCGGUUCGACGGACUGGAAGUGGUUUCCCCGACGGAGUUCGAAAUUAUCAUCUACCUCAACCAGAUGGGCGUGCUGAACUUCGUCGAUGAUGGAACCCUGCCGGGUUGUGCGGUGCUGAAGCUGAGCGAUGGCCGCAAACGUUCCAUGUCCCUGUGGGUCGAGUUCAUCACGGCGUCCGGAUAUCUGUCGGCGCGGAAGAUUCGUUCGCGCUUUCAAACCCUGGUCGCACAGGCAUGCGACAAAUGUGCCUACCGGGACUCGGUCAAAAUGAUUGCCGACACCACCGAAGUCAAACUACGGAUACGGGAACGUAUCAUAGUACAAAUAACGCCGGCUUUCAAAUGUGCCGGACUGUGGCCUCGGUCGGCAUCACACUGGCCACUACCGCAGAUCCCGUGGCCACAUCCGAACAUUGUUUCCGAGGUCAAAACGGAAGGAUUCGAUAUGCUGUCGAAGGAGUGCAUUGCCCUUCAGGGGAAAAACUCCGCAAUGGAAGGUGAUGCGUGGGUGCUCAGCUUUACCGAGGCGGAAAACAAACUACUGCAAGGCGGCUGCCGGCGGCGAUGUCUCAGCAUCCUGAAAACCCUGCGCGACCGGCAUCUGGACCUACCGGGCAAUCCGGUCUCGUCGUAUGUGAUGAAAACCCUGCUGCUGUACGAGUGCGAGAAACACCCGCGCGAGAUGGAAUGGGACGAGAACUGCAUGGGCGACCGAAUCAACGGGAUCUUCCUGCAGCUGAUCUCGUGCCUGCAGUGCCGCCGCUGUCCGCACUACUUCCUACCGAACAUGGACCUGUUCAAGGGUAAAUCGCCCGGAGCGCUGGAGAAUGCCUCCAAGCAGGUCUGGCGACUGACUAGGAUAAUGCUCACCAACUCGCGGUGUCUCGAGGAACUGUAAGCCCCGGUCGAAUCGGUCGAAGGGGGCAAAUUAAAUCAAAAGUCAUGAAAGCGAAUGAUAGUAAGAGAGAAAGAGAGAGAGAGAAAGAAUGUGUUUCGUACUUCGUACUAGUUCAAGUCCUAAAUUAUAACCUACGCAGUAUACUUUAACGAUAAAUUACCUGUGGAAUAAAAUCGCAUUAAAUGAAAGUAACUUAUGUCUAACCAGUAAGAAAUUGACGUAUACCUAUUAGUAGUAUAUAAGUGAUUAAGAAAACUUAUAACUCAAAAGCUGAACUUUAAUGUCGAAAAAUAUAAAACAAUUUUACU
Malaya genurostris is the source of this 1853-nucleotide messenger RNA. RefSeq names its product protein mab-21 (gene mab-21). Lineage: Eukaryota; Metazoa; Arthropoda; Insecta; Diptera; Culicidae. The transcript is spliced from 2 exons. The record is from RefSeq and is a predicted model, not a curated record. The coding region runs from base 448 to 1545 and encodes 365 amino acids.